GCGGCGGGAGGCGGUGAGUGGGGAGGGGGGGGCACCGGGACCCCGGGACAAACCGGGACCCCCGGGGACACAGAGGGGAUGGCAGGGACACGGCGGGAUCUCCAGGCACAGCGGGAUCACCGGGGACACAUCGGGACCGCCGGGGAUGGCAGGGACGCCCCAGAACACAGCGGGACAAACCAGGACCCAGCGAGGACGGCAGGGACACACCGGGACUAUUAGAGACCCCCUGGGGUGGAAGGGACACACCGGGACGGGCAGCGACACACCAGGACCCCCGGGGAUGGUGGGGACACAGCGGGACCCCCGGGAAUGACGGGAACACACAGCGGGACCCCCGGGGAGGGUGGAGCACAGCGGGGCCGUGAGGGACUAGCCGGGACACACCGGGACGAGCAGGGACCCCCCGGAGCUGGCAGGGACACCACGGGAUCCACCGGGACCCCCGGUUCCUUCCACCGCCCCGGGCCCGGCCCGGCUCUGCCCGUGCUGCCCGCCCCUCUCACCGCAUCGCUCCGCUCCGCCCAGGUCGGGGAUGGGCUGACACUGCCCGGGCUGGGCACCGAGGGGCUGUGGGACCCCCCGGGACCUUCCACCAGCCCCGGCGAGGGGAGCGCGGCCUCGACACUGCUCGGGAGCGAGAAGGAACCACCUGCGGUGACGAACUCCCGUCCCUCGGGAUCUCCGGGUAGCGGGAGCAGCGCCGGGAUCUGUUGGAAGGUGACCGCGGAAGGGUCCCUGCUGCCACCCCGGGGGUCCCCGCUGGCGUCCACACCGGGCACGGGGGGGUUGCGGAAGGAAUAAAGACCCCAGGCUGAGCGGGGGGAUCCCGGAGAUGGAGCCCCCCGCCGCCCCCCUCAUCCCGGGGGUGGGGGACGAGGUGACGCUGGUGGCCGGGCUGGCGGUGCUGGCGCUGGCGCUGGUACUGGCCUGGCUCUCCACGUACGUGGCCGAUGGCACCAACCAGGCCCUGGGCACGGGGGACGCCGCUGUCAUCCGCCUCGGGCCCCUCCCGCCCUACGGGGGGGCCGCGGGGGCGGCAGAAGCCCCGGAGUCCCCCGGGGUCCCCGAGAACACGGAGGAGAAAACUGAGGAGGAAGAAGGGGCGGUGGCGCAGGGGGACAGCGGCACCACCCCCGACCCCGGCCUGGAGCAGCUGCUGGAUGUCCAGAGCUUGUCCCAAGGGAUGGCUGAGCCCCGCGCCCCCGGGGAGGGGGAUCUGUGCCCCGGACUCAUCAAGAUCCGCCUCAAGUUCCUCAACGACACCGAGGAGGUGGCGAUGGCCCGGCCUGAGGACACCGUGGGAGUCCUCAAGAGCAAAUACUUUGCGGGCCAGGAGAGCCAGAUGAAGCUCAUCUACCGCGGGCAGCUGCUGCAGGACCAGGCGCGGACACUGCGCUCACUCCGCAUCACGGACAACUGUGUCAUCCACUGCCACCGCUCCCGGGGAGCCACCACGGCCACCCCCGCCCUGCCCGACCCUGUCCCUGCCGUCCCCACGGCCCCGGGGCUGCCCCUGGGCGGGGGGACCCUCAUGGUCCCCACGGUCAUGGUGGUGCUGGCGCUUGGGUGGUAUUUCCGCGUCAACUACCGGCAGCUCUUCACCACCCCGGCCACCGUGUCCCUCAUCGGGGUCACCGUCCUGGUCACCUUCCUGGCCUUCGGGGUGUAUGGACAGUCGGGAUGAGGCGGAAAGGAGCUGGGGAGACACUCCAGUGUCCCUGUCCGCACACUGUCCCCGUCCCUGUGGCAUUACAGUGACCAGAGCCAGCAUGGCAGGGGCUGUUUGGCCCAGCCUCGCUGCCAGAUUUUAUCCCCCCAAAAAAGGGCUGUGCCCCCCCCAACUCAGAACUCCAUUCGUCCCAUUCCCAAUCCCAGCUCUGGGGGAGUGGGACAGCACUGGAACGGGCCGUGGCUUCUUCUUUUUAAAGCAAAUAAAGGGUGUUAAGUCACCCCAGCGCUCACCUUCCCA
Molecule: messenger RNA, 1972 nt
Organism: Chiroxiphia lanceolata (lance-tailed manakin)
Lineage: Eukaryota; Metazoa; Chordata; Aves; Passeriformes; Pipridae
Gene: TMUB2
Product: transmembrane and ubiquitin like domain containing 2
Exons: 2
Coding region: 836-1687 (283 amino acids)
Molecular function (GO): protein binding
Source: RefSeq, a predicted model, not a curated record